AUGGCCUCCUCCUUUGGAUUAUUUUCCCUCCCUCGGGAGGUGCGGGACAUGGUCUACGAGCACUACUUCGCCGUUGCCGGCGGCUAUGUCUACGAUUCGCAAUCGUUCCUCAGGGGCAAGUUGAGAAGGUCAGGGGUCUUCAGUCGCCGCAUCGACCUCGAUCUCAUCUUCACCUGCAGACAGGUAGCCAUGGAAACGAAAGGCCUCCCAUUUCGCGCAAACACCAUCACAUUUAAGACAGUCACCUCACAAGAUCUCGGGUUCGCUCCUCUGCUCGACCGCCUGAGGGCAGAUCGAGGCUAUUUCGGUUCUUUCCGUCGCCAGAAUUCCAAUGGCGAAGUGCCGUCGGUUUACCGCGAGUUCUGCAGGGACACACUCCAGGCCCUGUCGCUCUGCAACCCGGACGCACUGGAUAUCCUGCCGCUCGCUCACAGAAGCGCUCUUCGUACACCAACAUGCCCAAUUCACCACUGGGUCAUUCCGUCCCAAGACGACGUGGAUAGACUGUUUUCAAGUCUUCACGAGACUUCUGAGUUGACAAUUGAGAGGCGGUUCAUUCUUGACGGCAUCCAACGCUGUUCGGGCGCCGCAGUAGCAAUCCACUUUAUGGGAUCCUUGCCCACCGCCUCACGCAUGCAGCUCCGCGACGUUGUUCUGGACGAGGAUCACGAAGCCUGGCAAAACUUCUUCCCGGCCAAAAAGACAGUACAGUCUCCCAUAAAGUUCAUGUUGAGAAUGACCGACCGUGUCUCGAGAUGGAUGGUGGAAGCCCGGGCUCUCCCCUCCGCCGGCAUGCCCGCUGCGUCUUUCUCCUUGCUGCUCGACGGCAGCGGCCCCGUUUCGCAGCACUUCUCCCACGCCUUCCAGUUGACAGUCCAGCGGCAUGCUGCGUGGCAGCUAGCGUGGACGGCAUCACAGGAGCGUCGUGACCCUCCGGUGCUAUCCUGGUUCGAUCGGCGCGGGGGGGAGGUGUUACCUAUGAGGGGGUAUUAUGGAUACUUCUAUGAGGAUUUCCCGGCAGCCAUGAGAGACCUUGUCAACGACGACCCCAUGUCGAUUGUUCGCUGCAACUUCGACGUCGGUAAACCUUGGGACAUAGGAAACAGCAUUCCGGAUCAUCAGUCUUGGAGUAUCUUUAAGUGGAACACCGAGUGGUACAGACACGACAGGCAGUGGUGGGAGGUGGUCUCCUCCUUUUGCACCUAUUGA
Molecule: messenger RNA, 1209 nt
Organism: Colletotrichum destructivum
Lineage: Eukaryota; Fungi; Ascomycota; Sordariomycetes; Glomerellales; Glomerellaceae
Exons: 3
Coding region: 1-1209 (402 amino acids)
Source: RefSeq, a predicted model, not a curated record